This is a messenger RNA of Daldinia loculata, 948 nucleotides long. RefSeq lists its product as uncharacterized. Lineage: Eukaryota; Fungi; Ascomycota; Sordariomycetes; Xylariales; Hypoxylaceae. The coding region runs from base 171 to 716 and encodes 181 amino acids. The record is from RefSeq and is a predicted model, not a curated record. The transcript has 2 exons.
AGGAGAAGGUUCCCUCGACCAUAAGAUCUCGGUUUUAUUCACUACGCCACGUCGCCUCAUCAUAUAUCUACCUCAACAUCGCUUUACCUUGGUAUUUACCUACAAUUCCUCUAGAUUCCAAGAGCGAACGAGAACAGGCGUCUUGUUCCUCCCACCAUCUCACACACACCAUGCGCGUCUCAGCAGCACUCGCGACAGCCCUAUUAUUCGCCGUCGGCGGCGUCUCAACUCCCGUACAGCCCCUAGGCAGCACCUUAGACAUAAGCGACUCGGCAGACAGCGCAUAUGCAGGGUACGGAGAGUUUGUAUCGCUUACAGGGUAUGCAGUCUCGGGCGAUAUUCCCCAUGGCCCUACCCUCUAUGAGUUUCCCUCUGUCGAUCGACGCGGGUGGCCGCCGAAUGAUCCUAUUGACCAUAACAGUUACUGUAGGAGAGACCUCUCGCCCGGGACGAACCUGACAGAGGCGGAGCAGAAGCCCCUGAUGGAAUGCUUCGAUAAUAUGGUCCAAGGAGGCGACUGGGUGCCGGACUGGACCCUGUGCAAUCAUACCCAGCGCUACUUUACGGCUUGGGGUCUCUGGUGGAAAAACCCGGGCGAUUGCUAUAACGCUUGCAAGAGGUGCUUCGUUGGCGCUGUCCUCGGCAACGCCGCCAACUGGUACUGCUUCCAGACUGCCGGGUUCAUGGCUCAGUGCAACAUCAGGUACAUGCAGUGAAGGAGUUGUUGGGGUUAUAUAAGAAGACAUCUAGAGCAAAGGACGUUCCUAGUCCGUCUAGUUGCUAGUGUCUACCAUCUAGGCUUAAGAGUGUCUUGCGGAAUACUGAGGUUGUGUCUAUGUCUUUUAGGCCUACCUCGUGAUGACUUCUGCGUAUGGAUUGGAGCGAAAGCACUGGAACUAGGUAGUUUCGCAUCUUUUCGGCCUUCGAGCGCCGCGUUUUAGUAUGAGA